CUUAGUACCAAUACUACGCAUGCAGGUCGUCUAAGACGCGCUGAGCGUACCCAUUCUCCCAUGGGUCUGUUGACCGGACCAAACCCGAGCCAACGGCCAUUUCCUCUCCCCAGCCUGCCCAAGUCUAUUCGGCGCCAGAUCUACGAGUGCCUCCCUGUCUGCACACGGCACGUCCCAGGUUAUCGAGACGACUCCGACGACAAUAUCUACAAAGACAAGCCCGUCGUCAUCUUAGUUCUACGCUACGUCGAGCGCGCUAUCGUACAAACUUACCGCCAGCUCGCCGCAGAAGCUGAGCCCGUCCUUGAGAUCAAGACCAUGAAACUCGGGCCGCCGCGUCUUAUCGCUAGCGUGGAGUAUUUGAAACGCAUAACGCAUGACUUGCAAUUUCUCCACCGCAUGCAGGACGACGCGAGCUGGCCGCGACUCCGUAUCUCGAAACAAGAUCUUGCGAACAAGACACUAGAAACUCAGAAGAUACUGAUGUGGGCGAGGAUAUUGCAACUGAACCUGCUGAGCGAGAAAUAUAUAUGCAUUGGCGUCUUCGUGGGAAAACGAGCCCAAGAAAGCGGCGGCCGCCAACUCUUGGACAACCUCGCAAUGCAGCUAGAACAAACCAUGGCAUUACAGUGGUGGUGCAAAGACUGUAGACACACUAGACCCAUGAGCCAGGUCGGAGUAGAGUGGAAGUGUGUCAUGGUCAAGGAUGCUACUUGGCCAGCUCUGCCGCCGGGAUGUAUAAUGGAGGCAAUCACUUGGAAUCGGGGUAAGCAGAGGGAGGACUAUGGUGUGUACGGCUUCGGACAACUGUGUCGGGAGGAUGAAGAGCAGUGGAAGAACGGCGUGAAGUUCCCAAAAUGGCGUGCAUAG
This is a messenger RNA of Paraphaeosphaeria sporulosa, 870 nucleotides long. RefSeq lists its product as uncharacterized. Bases 61 to 870 code for a protein of 269 amino acids. The record is from RefSeq and is a predicted model, not a curated record. The transcript has 2 exons. NCBI's taxonomy places the organism in Eukaryota, Fungi, Ascomycota, Dothideomycetes, Pleosporales, Didymosphaeriaceae.